AAACCAUGUUUACGUUGACCUGUCUUGAACCAAUGCAAACCCGGUACUACUUACUAGUUUAUACUAGCACUGGGGCCCAGAUUUUUUUCAAUACGUCCCAGAAUCGAUAAUUUAAGUUUGAAUAACAACAGAGAAUAGCGUUUAUGGCCAGAAAAUUAUGCUUCCCUGUUCAACGUUGCGUUGCCAUGCAAUUCAUACGUGCGACGUGAUUGACGCGGCAGCUGUUUAUUGUUGGUGUUAGGUAGCUUGCGCCUACCGUUGAUACAUGUCUUCGAUUGCAGCCAUGACUUAGGCCGGUGUUCGCUAAAAAAAUUGUACUUCACGAAUCUGAGUGGAAGAUUAGAAAAUUUACUUUAUUUCUGAAGGUUUACAGCUUGUAGGACAAGUGCAGUUUUGUAUGGAGAAGUUUUUUUGAAAUGUGUUCAAGCCCGAUAUAGCUAUAUGAUUGAGCAGGGAUAAACGGUGACGUCCCGUCUGUUUUGAUCAUACAACUGCUUUGGAGCCAAGGGAAUAUCGCUUUGUCGUUUGAGUAUAAUUUUAUUUCUAUAAUGAUAUCGACAAAUUGUGUCUGGCUGUUACGCGAUUUUUUAAAUAAUUUUAGAAUGGGAAUAAGUUUAUCAAUAGGCUUGUGUUUAGUUGGUACAAGUUUUUGAUAUCACCACCUAAACAAGUUUACUUGUUCGAGUUUCAACAAGUUCUAUUUGUCUAUACUUCAGAUUCACUAUUAUUUAUAAUUUAGCCAUACAAAGAUCUCUUUGGCACCAUAAUGGUAGAAAAAUGUCCACAAUACAGUGCUUUGCCGUCUCCCGGGCUUCAAUAUAAUACCUGUUACAAGCACGUCCCGCUCUCUUUGAGCACAACCCCACCCGCGGCACACCCUUCAUCUUUAGGUGGUACUCCCACCGGGAUUGGUCUGAUGACUGCUCCCAAUGCUCCAAGGUUCGGCACAGUAAUACCAAGUCGCAUCUUUGUUGGAGGAAUUGACUUUAAGACAAGCGAAGAUGAUCUUCAAACGUUUUUUAGUACAUUUGGAGCAGUUCGUGACACCAAGAUCAUACGAGAUAGGGCCGAGGUUUCCAAAGGGUAUGGAUUUGUAACAUUCAGCUCGACUGAAGAAGUCAACAAAGUCAUGGACCAGGAGGACUGUCUCUACUUAAACGGGAAAAAGUUGAAUAUUGGACCUGCCAUAAGAAAACAACAAAUUUAUCUACCGAAAGACAUCCACGUUCCUGGCCCAGUGUGCAGUUGGGUGGUUCAUCCUGGCGGAUAUGCGUCCUAUACGAACGCGAAUGGAAUCACAUACUUUUUACCAACACCGCAACUGUUGUCUACACAGGUUAUGCCAAGUCAGCAACCAUAUGUGAUGGCUUACAACGGUGCUGCGGCACCUUCCAUCAACGGAUUGGGGCAACCAAUGACGCAGUAUGCCGGUUUUAGUCAAGGUACAACAGGAACCCUUCAGCCGAUCCACAGCAAUAUGACUUUGCCAUGGAGUCCUACUCAGACUGGCUCCUGUGGACAAAUUCUAACUUCCGUCCCGACGUUGGAACACAACCAGCCGAUAAGUAUGAUUCAAUUGGCAUCAACGAAUUCGGCACCUGGAAACGUAGCACCUUCCACCAGGACGCCAGCUAAUGCUAAUCAAACAACCCCCGUCGUUGCUGCAGCCGUGCCACAGACGCACAUUCAAAUUCCAACAAGUUACGUCUGCUCUCCUGUGCCUACCGGUCAACAAUCAGCUGUGCCGAUGAGAUUCGCCCCUCAUCCAGGAACUCAGGUGCUGCAUGGGGUUACUGAGCAAGGACAACCCGUGAUGCAUUCCGUUAACUAUGGACAACAGAUGUUUAAUACACCAACCCUUGGAUCCAAGCCAAAUUCCCAUGUUGCGCCUGGAGUUGGUGAUAUGGCGACUAUUACUAUGGCCGACGGUAAUGUGGUACCGGCUUAUAGUGUACAGCAAGCUGUAUAUCCUACCAUGGGCCUAGUCGGACCAGGUGAACUAGGAGCCCCUGUGCAUUACACUCAGUUGUCGGCGCACCAGGCGAGUGACGUUCUGACUCCUCCACCUACUCCGGAGACACAGUCUCAGAACAAGUGAAUAGGUGUUGGUGAAGUUUCAACAACAACAAAUUUUGCUCAGAAAGUUCUGCUUUUAGACUUCCAAAGACAGAAAACUGCCAAAGUGAUCAUCUUGAAUGUAUUUUAUGAAAUGCUUACACGCGGUGAUGCUUUCAAAACUAUUUGUACAUAAAACGCUAGGCUGCGCCUUGUACAUAAACAUGCCAAGUUCUUAGGCCAAAAAACUUUAUUCUCGACUAUUGUGAUUUAGAAAAUGUAUUUUAUUCUAUACUGUGAAGGAUAAACUAUAAAGGGAAUACGACUUCUUGGCGAUGCUAUAGUCAGUUCGCAUGAAAUGUUCGCUUUAGUGACUCCAAAGUCCUCUUAUUGAGAAUUUUGCACUAAUAUGAGAGGUAUAUCCAACUUUCCAGAGAUAGUGAAAAAACAGCGAAAUAUUAAAGAAGUUUAUGAAAAAUCAAUUUUGUCAAUGACACCAGUCUUGUGAAUGGGUAACAAAAUAUUAUCAGGUUGCCAUAUGCAAGCGUCCUUAAAGAUAGCCAUUAGGAUUCCUUAUUGAUGCUAUCGUGUCUCAGUGGUGUUUUCAUAUUUUGCUAUAAUUUGCUUGCUUAUUUUAAGAUUCUAUCAAAAAUAAAAUUGAAGAAAUAUUAAAUUUUUAACACACUGAACAAUUGAAUAUAAUCAUUAUUAUUUAAUGUUUGAUCGAGAGCGUAUUUUUGUUAGUUUAGUUUGUUAGUCCAUCGAUCGAUUGUAUAAUUUUGUCUGAUAAAUAAAUAAUGGUUCCGAAUUGAUUCAUUGUAAACGUAAUUUUACUAAUUGUAAAAAAAUGUUCUGUAAAAAAAUUAUUGAAUAAAAUAUCGUGAAAAUUG
Molecule: messenger RNA, 2945 nt
Organism: Styela clava
Lineage: Eukaryota; Metazoa; Chordata; Ascidiacea; Stolidobranchia; Styelidae
Biological process (GO): 3'-UTR-mediated mRNA stabilization; positive regulation of translational initiation
Cellular component (GO): cytoplasm
Molecular function (GO): mRNA 3'-UTR binding; translation activator activity
Source: RefSeq, a predicted model, not a curated record